Salvia splendens (bonfire salvia) is the source of this 1210-nucleotide messenger RNA. RefSeq lists its product as uncharacterized. The coding region runs from base 456 to 1094 and encodes 212 amino acids. The record is from RefSeq and is a predicted model, not a curated record. The transcript has 2 exons. NCBI's taxonomy places the organism in Eukaryota, Viridiplantae, Streptophyta, Magnoliopsida, Lamiales, Lamiaceae.
GAAUAAUAAUUAAAUCGGGAAAAAUUAAUUAAUAGUCUUUCUUUAUUAAACUUAAUUAUUUCUGUAAUUGAGAACGCCGUCUCCCUCUUUCUUUCCAUUUCCUUAGCGGCCGCCCGAGGUGUCACGGGGCGAUGUCGGUCGGCCCCUUGCGUCUCCACUCAAAUUUUUCCAUCAUCGGGAACUCAAUAAUUUAUUCGGGAAUUAAAAUAAUUAAGCUCCAAGCUCGAAUCCUCAAAUAAAUUCCACUCCUACAAUAUUUAAUUUCCAAGUCCACUAGUUUAAUUAUGUAGCUCAAUCCAACAAAAUCUCCCGGCCCAAAACAUAAUUAAAUAAAUGACCCCAUGGUCCAUUUCAAUAAAUGAGGCAGCCCAUUUAUUCCCUCCAUUCAAUUCUGGGCCCAAAUUCCUUUUAAUUAAUUAUUAGCCCAACUACUUAAAUGGAAAAAGAAAAGAGGCAUGAAGCCCACAUUCAUACUCUCUUUCGUCGUGCAUCCCCCAUUCAUAUUCUCUUUCUCCCCUUUUUCUCAUCUCCAAUUUCCAAUCCCUAAUUUGGAGAACACUGUGGCAGCGGUUCUUUUCCCCCUCUCGCCGACCCUUCUCCUUCCUCAUCCCGGAGCCAAACCGACGAGAGUCGGUCGCCACGCUCACGCUCUCCUCCGAUCAUUGUCACCGGCGUCGAAUCCUUUCUCCCGACGAGGUUGCCGACAGAGAAGGCGUCGCUCCCUGCCUCCCUGCGAAGUUACCAAUAGGAAGGAGGCGUCGCCUCCCUUCCACGGCGUCGAUACCGACCGCCGCUGCCUCCAACUCCUCACCGCCGAUCCUCCGUCGCUGCUGGUGGCCGUCGUCCAGCAACCGUCUCGGCUGUCUGAAAUCAGCCGCUGCUGCUGCCGCUGCAUAGAGCCGGCUGUUUGUUCGCCGCUGCUCCGUCGGUGGUCGUGCAGCCCCGAAACAUCACGGCAGCCCCCGAUUCGUCCCGAAACCAAUCCGAACCACCCCGAAACAGCCCCGAACAAAAAGGUUCCGAUUGUUCAAUUCGCAUGGUAUGAUCAGUUCAAGUUUGUGGUUGUCCGCGUUGAAGUUCCCGAUUUUCAUUAGAACACAGGAUGUAUAGAUUAAAUUUUGUUGGACUUUUGUUGGAUAUAUCGGACAUAUAAAUUUUUAUUUUGGGAUCUUAUUUAUUUAUUUAUUUAUUAUAUAUUUAUUUAUAUUCA